Messenger RNA from Vidua macroura (Pin-tailed whydah), 1329 nucleotides. Its product is annotated as serine/threonine-protein kinase pim-1-like. Bases 1 to 1221 code for a protein of 406 amino acids. The transcript has 7 exons. Gene Ontology annotation, cellular component: cytoplasm. Gene Ontology annotation, biological process: protein autophosphorylation. Gene Ontology annotation, molecular function: protein serine/threonine kinase activity; ATP binding. Lineage: Eukaryota; Metazoa; Chordata; Aves; Passeriformes; Viduidae. The record is from RefSeq and is a predicted model, not a curated record.
AUGGGCGGGAGCCUCAGCAAACGGGAGGCGGUGGAGGCGGGAACAGCCCAUUCAACCCCUCCAGUCCCUCCCACGUUCCCGCCCAUUGCGGGGCAGCGGCGCAGACGGAAUGUCCUGCGGCCCAAACCUCCUGCUCCUGCCACACAGCGCCCAGCGUUCUCCCCCUCCUCCUCCUCUCCCAGCACGGAAAGGUUCUUGGAAAGAGCAAACAGGCCCCAGCCCAGGCGCCGGCUCCUCCCGGGCCCCGCGGAGGACACAGGCAGCGCGGCCGCUGCCGCCGCCUCCGCUGCGGCUUCCCCGGCCCGAGCUCCGCCGCUCGGCAGCGCGGCCGCCGGCCCCGAGCCGCCGCUGUCCCGUUGCCAGGAGCGAACGCCUGGGGAUGGCCGGCCCGGGGCGCUUGAGGGGCGCUCGGGGGCCGCUCCUGGCCCCGGGCCGAGCGCUGACAGCCGCGUCCCGCCGGCAGGGAAGGCGCAGCAGGGCCUGAAGGAGCAGUACCGGCUGGGUUCCCUGCUGGGCCGCGGCGGCUUCGGCAGCAUCUUUGUGGCCACGCGGCUCUCGGACGGCGCCCCGGUGGCCAUCAAAAGGGUGCCAUGGAACCGUGUCCUGCACUGGGACGAGCUGCCCGACGGCACCAGCGCACCCCUGGAGAUCGUGCCGCUGGCCAAGGUGUCCACUUUCACGACAGGCACUGACCCAAAGCAGUCUCUGGACCUGCACCAUUUCAUUCGGGCACGGGGGUUCCUGUCCGAGGAGGUGGCGCGGGAGCUGUUCCGCCAGGUGCUGGGGGCCGUGCGGCACUGCACCAGCUGCGGGGUCCUGCACAGGGACAUCAAACCCCAGAACAUCCUGGCUGACCUGGCCACCGGGCAGGCCAAGUUGAUCGACUUUGGCUGUGGCACCUACCUGCAAGACACAGCCUACACUCACUUUGCAGGAACACGGUCAUACAGCCCCCCGGAAUGGACCCAUUUUGGCUGGUACUAUGGCAAGCCAGCUACCAUCUGGUCCCUGGGCAUCGUGCUGCACCAGAUGGUCUGCGGGGAGCACCCUUUCAGGGGGUGCCAGAACAUCAGCUGGGGCCAUCAGCUCUCACUGCCACAACGUCUCUCUCAAGCGUGCCAAGAUCUGAUCAGGCGGUGUUUAUCCAUGGUGGACUUGGAAAGGCCCUCGUUAGGAGAGCUGUUGUGUGAUCCCUGGAUGCAGGACAUUCAUCUGCCCUAGAAGAAGGGAAAGAGCCACAGGCACACUCUGAUGCAGGGCCCUGGUAAGUUACAGCUCCACACACGCCUUGGCAAUCAGAAGCAAAGGAACCCAGACUUUUUGGUCCUG